CCGGCUGCUGGGAGACGGGCUCACACUCUGUGACUUGGGAGACUCGCACGCAAUUGGAACUGAAACUCCCUGCCCUCUCGUCUGCGGACCGGUGCUGGCCCUGGAUGCUGCCUGACCUGAGUUUCCUGAGUUUUAUCUCCCUGAGGACUUCAGAGCUAAUUAUCUUGGGUUACACAGGCUGGAGACCAGCUACUUGCCUGAACAGGGUAGGUGAAGAAGAUGGUUGUGGUCAACAAGAUCUGUUGCAUUGGAGCAGGAUACGUCGGAGGUCCAACCUGCAGUGUCAUUGCGCAGAUGUGCAAGAACAUCACCGUAACCGUGGUGGAUGUGAAUGCCGAGCGGAUUAAGGCCUGGAAUUCCAACCAUCUCCCUAUCUUUGAGCCUGGCCUUCAGGAAGUGGUGGAGAGCUGUCGAGGACAAAAUCUCUUCUUCUCCACCGACAUUGACAGUGCGAUUAAAGAAGCUGACCUCAUCUUUAUUUCGGUAAACACCCCCACAAAGACCUUUGGGAUUGGGAAAGGCCGAGCCGCGGACCUGAAGUACAUUGAGGCCUGUGCCCGGAGGAUAGCAGAGGUGGGCAAUGGCAGCAAGAUCGUGGUGGAGAAGAGCACGGUGCCAGUGAGGGCUGCUGAGAGCAUCCGCCGGAUAUUCAACGCCAACACCAAGUCCAGCCUGAACCUUCAGGUGCUCUCUAACCCUGAGUUUCUGGCUGAAGGAACAGCGAUCGCUGAUCUGAAAAAUCCCGACAGAGUACUGAUUGGUGGAGACGAGACACCAGAAGGUCAAAAGGCCAUUCUGGCCCUCAAGAGCAUCUAUGAACAUUGGGUGCCAGAGAACAAGAUCAUCACAACCAACACUUGGUCAUCGGAGCUCUCGAAACUGGCUGCCAACGCCUUCCUUGCUCAGCGAAUCAGCAGUAUUAACUCUAUCAGUGCCUUGUGCGAAGCGACGGGGGCCGAUGUGGAAGAAGUGGCUCAUGCCAUCGGCACUGACCAGAGGAUUGGAAGCAAGUUCUUAAAAGCCAGCGUCGGCUUUGGGGGCAGUUGCUUUCAGAAAGACGUCUUGAACCUGGUUUACCUCUGCGAGGCUCUCAAUUUGCCGGAAGUGGCCAGAUACUGGCAGCAGGUGAUCGAGAUCAAUGAUUACCAGCGGAGGAGGUUUGCUGCUCGGGUAAUUGGCUGCCUUUUCAACACUGUUACUGAUAAGAAGAUCGGGUUGUUGGGAUUUGCCUUCAAGAAAGACACUGGAGACACAAGGGAGUCUUCCAGUAUUUACAUAUCCAAGUACCUCCUGGAUGAAGGAGCCAGGCUGCACAUCUUUGACCCGAAAGUGAAGAAGGAACAAAUUAUUCAAGACCUGAGUCAUACCAGUAUUUGCGACGAUGAUCCUGACAGAGUGUCUCGGCUGGUGACUGUCUCAUUGGACCCCUAUGAGGCGUGCAAGAACGCCCAUGCCAUUGUCAUCUGUACGGAAUGGGAUAUGUUCAAGGAGCUGGACUAUGAGAGGAUCUACAAGGCGAUGCUGAAACCAGCAUUUAUCUUUGAUGGUAGGCGCAUAUUGGAUAGUCUUCAUGAGAAGCUCCAGCACAUUGGUUUCCAGGUCGAAACCAUUGGAAAGAAGGUGACUGAGAGGAUACCCUUCACUGCGAACAAAGAUAUCUCAAGGAUUGAUUUGCAAGCCCCUGCUGCCAAGAAGCUAAAGAUUUAAUGUCCUCUAUGGCAUUCAUUUGAGCAUUUUAUAACUCAAUAUGUCUUUUUUUAUAUUUUCAAUCUACAUCCAUUGUACUCAAAACACUAAUGAAAUACACUACAGUUUUUAGAUAGUUUUUUUUUAAGAAUUCACUAAGGGCUUUGUCAAUUAGAAUUUUUGUUAACCUUUUGAUUUGGAAAAGGCUUGUUCUCAAGGUAACAUUGAAAUUUUGGAGUAUGCACUCGUUACAUGAAUCUGGUCUGAUCCAUGAGACCAUUAUUAAAUAAGCUAUCCUGAAUCUUUAAUCAGAUCUCAAUGAACAAGGGAGCAACUCCUAAUGCAGGAUCUUGACCCGAAAUGUCGACCCUCCAUUUCCCUCCGCAGAUGCUGCCUGCCCUGCUGAGUUCCUCCAGCAUUUUGUUUUUUGCUCCAGAUUCCAGCCUCUUCAAUCUUUCGUCUCUUUUGACAGGUCUCCCUAGCUAUCUCUUUGUCGAGCUCUGAUUGGAUAUUUUUGUGGAAUUGAGAUCACAUGACCUCUUGCGUCCAACCAUCCCUUUUCCCCACCUCCCACGUCUCUUGCUAUUGGUUCUCCCACAUCUCUACCCUUACACCUGAAAGCAACUGGAGAUCAGAUAAUGUCUUCCAUUGCCUAAUUGGUUUGAUGGCCUCUUCUCACCCUAAAAGUGGUUUAAUUAAGUUUGUUUUUAAUAAAUAGGCAUUAUUUUCUUUAAUUUGGCUAUGAUUUCUAUCCUGGGUUUAUUGUUGGUAAGUUCCUGGAGAGUUGGUGGGUGAUUUCUAGGUAUGGAUAUAGAGUUGACAUCUUGGGACAGACUGAGUGGUGUUCUCUUUAAGAAGCCACCUGCUUGUUUAAACAUAUGUAUUUUAUAAUUUGUUUAAAGUAUUUUUAAACAGUUACUGCUACAACUUUACAUGGAAGCUAGAGAAACAAGUCAGAAAUACCCAACCCAUGUGGUAAAUCUGUAAAAUGAUUUUAAUAACUUGGGAGAAAUGCCUGGUGAGAAUUAGUAACCAAAUGAAUUUUAACGUUGUACUUUAAUCUAAGGACACCUAUUGGAAAACAGUGAUGCAUUUAGAAGUAUGACCAUACUAUUGUAAUAGGAGCAGGAGUAGCUGAUCCACCUCACAGUGUCUUGCCUACCUCAAGCUCAUUCCUGCCCCAUCAUCUCCUCCCUGACACUUGUUGGCCUAAUUACAAAUGCAUUUGACGUUGGACAUUCACAGCCCUUUGCGGUCGAGAAUUCAAAGAUUUGAAACCCGCUGGACAAAUUUCUCUUCUCAGGCCUUAAAUGAUUGACUCCAUGUCCUGAUGUGCCCAUUGGUUGUAGAUUCUCCAAGGAGUCAUUGAGUUACACAGCAUGGAAAUGGGCCUUUCGGCCCAACUCAUACAUACUGACCAAGUUGCCUAUUUGAGCUAGUCCAUUUUCCUGCAUUUGGCCCAUAUCCCUCUGAACCUUUCCUACCCAUGUACCUGUCCAAGUGUCGUUUUAAACAUUGUAAUUGUCCCCGCCUCCACCUCCUCCUCUGGCAGCUCGUUCCUCAUACCCACCACCCUCUGUGUGGAAAACCUGCCCCUCAGGUCCCCUUUGAAUCUUUUCCCUGUCACCUUAAACCUCUGCCCUUUAGACUCCCCUACCUUGUGGUGGGGUGGGGGAAGGACUGCAACCAUUCAAUUAUUUAUGCCCUCAUGAUUUUAUAAACCUCUAUAAGGUCACCCCUCAGUUUCCAGAGUAAACAGUCCCAGCCUAUCAAGUCUCUAUAACUCAAACCGUCCAGUCCCAGCAAGAUCCUUGUGAACCUUUUCUGCACCUUUUUCCAGCUUAAUGACCUCCCUCCUAUCAGUAGUUACCAGAACUGCACAGUAGUGCCCUCUAGUACCCCAGUAACUAACCUGUCCAUCUCCCUCAGAAUUGGCACGGUCACUGUGGACCAAAGACCCUGUUGUUUUGCUGUGUGAGUCUAAUCUUCUGUAUUUUAGUCUUCACGCAACAUGUAAAGCCUUGCACUCCAGUCUCCCAAUCCAAACAAUGGCUAAAUAGAGAAAUGAGGAGCAUCCAACAGCAGAUCUUUACGGGGCAGAUAGACGUCAGGACUUCGUGGCUCCAACUGACUCCUGAGUGAUCUCACACCUUCCAUGAGAUGUGCAGGUGGCUACGUCAUCUGCAGCCUGUGUGAGUUCUCCACUGUCUUCAGUGAGGGGGAGUUAGAAGCCGGGGACCUCUGCAGGAGGGUGGCUGAUGAGGUCUCCACGUUGAAAGUGUCCCAGUUUUAUUUCCAUCUGCCAGUUAAAGCAGCAGUACUUUUCAGUGAGAUUAUCGCUCAUUCCUUGAGAUGUUAAUUUAUAAGAGUUUGGAAUCUAAUGUAAAACAAAAUUAGAAAAUGCUGGACAUACUCAGCAGGUCAGGCUGCAUCUAUGGGAGGGGAAAAACACAGUCAACUUUUCGGGUCAGAGACCCUUCGUCAGAACUGAAAAGGAGACAAAAGAUUG
Messenger RNA from Pristis pectinata (smalltooth sawfish), 4195 nucleotides. Its product is annotated as UDP-glucose 6-dehydrogenase-like. Bases 220 to 1707 code for a protein of 495 amino acids. The record is from RefSeq and is a predicted model, not a curated record. The transcript has 13 exons. Lineage: Eukaryota; Metazoa; Chordata; Chondrichthyes; Rhinopristiformes; Pristidae. Gene Ontology annotation, molecular function: UDP-glucose 6-dehydrogenase activity; NAD binding. Gene Ontology annotation, biological process: glycosaminoglycan biosynthetic process. Gene Ontology annotation, cellular component: cytosol; nucleus.